Messenger RNA from Exophiala viscosa, 3833 nucleotides. RefSeq names its product DNA repair protein REV1. Gene Ontology annotation, cellular component: nucleus. The transcript has a single exon. Bases 134 to 3673 code for a protein of 1179 amino acids. Lineage: Eukaryota; Fungi; Ascomycota; Eurotiomycetes; Chaetothyriales; Herpotrichiellaceae. The record is from RefSeq and is a predicted model, not a curated record. Gene Ontology annotation, biological process: error-prone translesion synthesis; error-free translesion synthesis. Gene Ontology annotation, molecular function: damaged DNA binding; DNA-directed DNA polymerase activity; deoxycytidyl transferase activity.
GCACAAUUCGCCUCCAUCAUAUCAAUUCACCAGCAACAAUUUACUCAAUCUUACUCCUGAGUUAUUCUUACUCGAGUAGCGACGGUAUUGACUUUUAUGGACACGACGUUAUGAUAUCGACUCGCAGCCCACCAUGGGCUCCAGACUAGAAAAGAAUUCCAACUUCGUGCGCAAGCGCAUCGAAAGUCACACCUUCAGCGAUGAGCAAGGCGAGGAAUAUGAGGGCUCCAAAUUCGGCGGUUUCGCCGACUAUAUGCGAAGGAAGAAGAUAAAACUGCAAAAUCUCGAUGCAGAACUUCGAUCAAACUCUGCCGAUAAACCCCCCAUAUUCCGUGGCGUGGUCGUCCAUGUCAAUGGCUAUACCCAACCUUCCUUGAGCGACCUACAUAACCUUAUUGUUAGCCAUGGAGGCGGAUUCUUACAAUAUCUGGACGGCAAGACUGCAGUCACCCACGUUGUUGCAAGUCAUCUGACACCUAAGAAGACCGUUGAGUUUGCGCGGUAUCGCAUUGUGAAACCGGCAUGGGUGGUUGACAGUGUGAAAGCUGGAAGACUCCUCCCCUGGAACGAAUACAGAUUGGUAGAUGAAGGUGUCACGCAGAAAGUACUGGGCUUCGAGAAUGGGCAGGUCGUCAGUCAGGCUAGCACUCAAAAGCAUGGGUAUCGCGAUCAAUCCGACACGAGUUGGUACACUUCUCAAUUACGGCAGCAAAAUGGAGCUAUCUCACGUCAAGAUGAAGAUCGCCAAGAAACACAGCCAGCCGAAGCGGACGCCGGUGCCGAUGACAUGCGAGACGACGAGCCAGUAGACUCCUUAGACGCAGAGUUGAACGAUACUCCUGAACAAUAUGAUGGUAAAGAUACUGCGGCUGUCACAGAGGAAAGACUCUCGCACGAGUCUGGGUUCGAAGAUCUACAGUCGAACAACAAUGACCCUGUGUGGUCUAUGGUGGUUGAAGAAGAGUCGCACGCUCAAGUUGACAGGACAGCUUCGCCUUCCGACCAGGCACAUAACGCCGAGAAACGCCAGUUGACAGCCGAAGAGCAUAAUGCUAUCUUACUCUCGAAUCCGCAUAUGGCCAAAUCCAGUACUGCGAAUCCAGAUUUCAUCAACCAGUAUUACCGAGAGUCGCGAUUGCACCAUCUCUCUACUUGGAAGGCUGAAUUGAAAGCACAAAUGCAGGCACGGGCCCAAGAGAAGGCAUCUUCCCAGAAGUCCAAGCUAUCACGCAGGCCUGGGGCGAGGAGGUACAUCAUGCACGUUGAUUUUGACAGUUUCUUCGCGGCAGUCUCUUUGCGCAAGCACCCUCAGCUUGCGGAUAAAGCAGUAGUCAUCGCUCAUGGCAGUGGUCCGGGUUCCGAGAUCGCAAGUUGCAACUACCCUGCCAGGACUUUCGGCAUCAAGAACGGCAUGUGGAUGAAAACGGCACUAGGCCUAUGCUCCGAUAUAAAGGUGUUACCAUACGACUACAAGGCCUACGAAGAGGCCAGCCGGCAGUUCUACGAUUCGAUUCUGGCCAUUGAUGGGAUUGUGCAAAGUAUCAGCAUUGACGAAGCACUUGUUGACAUAAGCGAUCAGUGCAUCAAAGCUGGUGGAUCUGAUGGCAGAGCUAUCUCGGAAGGAUCGCUAUAUCGCGAACAAGAUAUCGCUCAACACAUUGCUGAAGCGCUGCGUGCUUCUGUGAAAGAAAAGACUGGAUGUGACGUCUCCGUCGGAAUUGGAGGCAACAUCCUUCUGGCCAAAGUAGCUUUGCGGAAAGCCAAACCAGCCGGGCAGCAUCUGAUUAAGCCGGAAGAAGUUCUCGACUUUCUAGGCGACCUGACUGUUACCGAGCUUCCAGGUGUCGCUUGGAGUAUAGGCAACAAAUUGGAAGAAAUUGGCAUCAAAUAUGUCAAGGAUAUCCGAGCUUGUACUAAAGAGCGGCUGAUCAAUACUCUGGGCCCCAAAACCGGCGAAAAACUGUGGGAUUAUUCCAGAGGCUUUGAUAAGCAAGAAGUUGGCGACCAAGUGGUGCGCAAGUCUGUGUCUGCUGAAAUCAACUGGGGCAUUCGUUUCAUCAAUCAGCAGCAGGCAGAAGAGUUCGUGCAGAGUCUUUGUGACGAGCUGUCCAAACGGCUACUCGAGCAGCUGGUCAAAGGAAAGCAGCUAACGAUGAAGAUAAUGCGUAAAGCAGCCGAUGCAGGGAUGGAUCCUCCGAAGAACCUGGGCCAUGGCAAGUGCGACACCUUCAACAAAAGCGUGGUACUUGGAGUUGCCACGAAUGAUGGAGCGAUUAUCGGGAAAGAAGCCAUCUCCAUCUUACGCAGCUAUGGCUUUCCACCUGGUGAACUUCGAGGUCUGGGCGUUCAGAUGCAGAAACUCGAACCGUUAAAACCACUGAUUGCAAGCAAUACCGGGUUGUUAGAGAGCAGCCAACGGCGAUUGCAGUUCAAGAAGCCCUUUGCUGUGUCCGAACUCCCCGAACAACCGCGGCCUCCAGCAGGCUUGCAUUCUCCAAAGUUGAAGACUAUAGAGGAUUCUAUCGAAGAAGUACCAACUCCGGAGAAAGCCAAACAGGAGACCAUUCCGAGCGCUCUAGAAAGCGCCCAGGAUGACGACCUGUCAGAUCAGAAGCUCCUCAAUGUGAGUGGAACACAGUUCAUUCUUCCUUCGCAGAUCGACCCGACUGUGCUGGCCGAGCUUCCAGCCGAUAUCCGGUCGAAACUUGCGCCAAAACAAAAGACGAUUUUAAACAGUAUCAACCGUGCAACACGCACAGAUACGCCUCCUGCUGAUCCACUAUCCCGAUCAGCGUCCCCGUUCCCGAACGAGGUAGAAAAUGCUUUGCCACGUGAGAGUCAGCUAGAUCCAGAGGCGCUUGCUGCUCUUCCGCCGGAGUUGAGGGAUGAGGUCCUUGCGCAAUACAAGGCACAAGAGACUGCAGAUAGGAAGCCACGGACACUGACCUACUCGCCACAAAAGCCCAGAUCCUACACCACAUCAAGGAGAACACCGGCUACUCCGACCAAAAAGCAGAAAACUACAAGCCUCUUUGGCAAAGGUCGCUUCAAAAACGCUUCAUCUUCCACAUUAACACAGUCCAAUUUUGUGUCUUUGGCCAAGCCAGUCGUUGGCCAAGGCGGAGAAAACCUAAACGACGCUGAAGAGAUAUCGGAGUCUUUCCUGAACGAACUGCCAGAAGACAUCAGGCUUGAAAUCAUGGCAGAGCAGAAAAGGAACAGGAUGAAGGCACGAUCGGGCCUCAAUUAUGAGAGCGUUAGGAAGAAGAUCAAGCCGUCUAACCAAAACGAGUCAACCACAGGUGGUCAACAAAGGUUGCAGCUCACAAGGCCACCAGAGAAGCCUACCUUUACGUCUCAAAGACUAAGUUCUCUUCCAGAGCUGCGCGACGCCACUUCCGCCUGGGUCAGGGAGUUCUCCUCAGAUGGCGAAGGUCCGGAUCAAGAGGAUGCCCAUGCUCUGUCAGAAUAUCUCAGCAAAGUUGUCACCGUUGAGAGGGACAUGGCUAAGGCUGUUGCCGUGGUCAACUGGCUUGGUUUAGUGAUAGAAUAUGAGAACUUCCCGAGCGAAUUGGUUCGUGGCUCGUGGGAAAGUGCUUUAUCUGUUCUCAAGCGAGAUGUGCAGCUGGCCGUCCAAGAGAGGGGACUGCCUCCUGUUGUAUUCGAUUGUUGAGCAAGAUAUAGCUCGCUCUGUGGCUCGGUAGGUAGUUUCAAACUGGUAAUGAUGCCAAUUUGGAUUUGCUACGUUGCACCUUCCACUAUCUUGAAUGACGCUGGGCAAGUGCAACUUGCGUUCACCUUUCCCUUCCACGCUCUCUCCCCUUCUGGCUUCC